This is a messenger RNA of Symbiodinium necroappetens, 648 nucleotides long. NCBI's taxonomy places the organism in Eukaryota, Dinophyceae, Suessiales, Symbiodiniaceae. The record is from the annotation of a GenBank genome assembly.
GUUCUGCACCUCCAAGAAGACACGGAGCCCUCUGUGCGGCUUUGGAGCACUCGAAGCUGGGAGGUGGCAGCCGUAGUCGGCCUGGGCGCACCGCGGCCGUCAGGCUCUGAACUAGGUGUGUCGCUGGCCUGGAUGAGCUCCGAGCUGCUGCUCGCCACCGCGUCCCUCCACCUCGUUGAAGUUGCAGUCCGAGGGGGCACCGCAUCGAACGUCGGCGCUGCUCGCCUUGGCGAGGACACUUCAGGCUUCUGGGCCGCGGGCUCCGAGCCGGGCGUCCGCGUCGUAUCACUUCCCGGGCAGGAAGCACGGCGAGUGCUUGAAGUGAGCGUCUGCCCGCGAUCCGCACAACGGCUGGCUGUUCGCCUGGAAGGUUGCAGAGAGGUGCUGGUGUAUGAGCGCCCGACCUGUGGCUUGGCGGGCUGGUCUCAUCGAGAGCUGAGCCCCUGUGGCAUCUUGGCUGCCGAGGGUGCAGCGCCUGCUACUCUUGCCUUCGCAGCACAUGCAGUGCAGCGAAGCGGAUCAGAAGGUUCGCUGCUGGCCGUCUACUGGUGUUUGGACAACGGACAACAUGAGGUGCGAACCUACCCCAUGCACUUCAUCCCGGCGCAGGUCUUGCAGACCAGUACGGCCGCAAACGCCCUCUUCUGA